GGGUUUGUUGAGGGACAUCAGCUGCAGAGUUUGUGAUUUGGGUGAAGAUUGAAGUCAUGGCUGGUCCAGAAAGGGAUGGCCAAUUCCAGUUCACUGUCAUUAAAAAACAUUUCAACUCUUGUACCCUCACAGGUAGAAUGAAUUGUGUCCAGGCCAUAUAUGAAGGCAUUUCUUUGUUAGUCUUAUACUUCAAGUUAAAACCUAAAAGUACUCCAGCUGUGAAAGCAAUAUAAAUGGAUUUUGAAAUGUCUGACAUCAUCUGUUAGGUUCUGUGCCAGAAGAAGCUGAUGUGAACUCAUAAUGUAAUAUUCAAUUUGUACAGUAAAUUAUGAACC
Molecule: messenger RNA, 335 nt
Organism: Arvicanthis niloticus (Nile rat)
Lineage: Eukaryota; Metazoa; Chordata; Mammalia; Rodentia; Muridae
Source: RefSeq, a predicted model, not a curated record